GAUCAGUUUAGCUGUGGCAGCCAACGAAAUAAGUUCCCAACAAGCAAAAUGCUGAAAGUACGCAGCGGUCUAUCUAUAAUUCAGACGCAAAAAGCGGCCCCCUCUAUCAGUUGUCAGCUGCGUUGGAAGGCCACAUCUGUUGCAGCAGAGCCUAGAAAUGAUGCUGAGUGGCUAAACGCUCGUCCCUUUGAGGAGAUUCCUCGCACCACAUUUUUCUCUAAUGUUCGGAACUUUAUGCCUGGAGGAAAAUAUAGCAAAUUGGACAUUAUGGCAUUGUUUAAAGCCUUGCGCGAGGACUAUGGAAACAUAUUCUAUUUAAAAGGUAUGAUGGGAGGCGAUUCAUUCGUAAGCACACACAACCCCACGGAUUUCGAGGUGGUAUUCCGGAACGAGGGCGUAUGGCCCCAUCGGCCUGGUGGCGAUACUCUUCGCUAUCAUCGGGAUACGCAUAGAAAGGACUUCUUCCAGGGAGUGGAGGGAGUUUUAGCCACCCAAGGAAAGACCUGGAGCGACUUUCGAUCCAUUGUAAAUCCCGUGCUAAUGCAGCCGAAGAACGUGCGGCUUUACUAUAAGAAGAUGUCCCAAGUGAACCAGGAGUUUGUGCAACGUAUCAAAGCGCUCCGUGACGUCGACACCCUGGAGGCUCCUGAUGAUUUCAUACACAUUAUAAAUCGCUGGACGCUGGAGUCUGUUUCUGUGGUGGCCCUGGACAAGCAAUUGGGACUGCUCAAGGAGUCGGUCCAGAAUGACGAGGCCAUGAAGCUCUUCGAGUGCCUGGAAGAUUUCUUCGAAGUCUCAGCCGAUUUGGAGAUGAAGCCCUCCGCCUGGCGUUACUAUAAAACUACCAAGCUGAUGAAACUAAUGAAAGCUCUGGACGGCAUUCAGGAAGUAACCUCAGCGUUUGUAGAUGAAGCCAUAGAGCGUCUGGAGAGGGAGGCCAAGGAGGGAAUUGUCCGCCCGGAGAGUGAGCAGAGUGUACUUGAAAAGCUGCUCAAGGUCGACAAGAAGGUGGCGACGGUUAUGGCCAUGGAUAUGCUAAUGGCCGGAGUGGAUACGACCUCGAGUACAUUUACAGCGGCCCUGCUGUGUUUGGCCAAGAAUCCGGAGAAGCAGGCCAAACUCCGAGAGGAGGUGAUGAAGGUUCUUCCCCAGAAGGACACCGAGUUCACGGAGGAGUCAAUGAAGAACGUUCCGUAUCUACGUGCCUGCAUCAAGGAGUCCCAGCGUAUCUAUCCUCUGAUCGUCGGCAAUGCCCGAGUUCUCAAUCGAGACAGCGUUUUGAGUGGAUAUCAAGUGCCUGCUGGCACUUUUAUCUCAAUGGUCCCUACGGCUUUGCUAUCAAGUGAAGAGCACUUUCCUAAAGCUGACGAGUUCCUGCCAGAACGGUGGGUGCGCAACGCCACAGACGCCACCGGACUGUGCCCGGCGAAUGACUUGAAGCUGAAGAAUCCAUUUGUGUUCCUGCCCUUUGGAUUUGGACCCCGCAUGUGCGUAGGAAAACGCAUCGUGGACAUGGAGCUGGAGCUGGGCAUCGCCCGACUCAUCCGGAACUUCAACAUCGAGUUCAAUCACCCGACGGAGAACGCUUUCCGUGCCGCCCUGAUCAAUUUGCCCAACAUACCGCUUAAGUUUAAGUUUACUGACUUGUCCAACUGAAGUUUUGCCUCUACUCGUAUACCCGUUACUCAAGAAAUAUAGUAAGACUUUUCUGCUCCUCGACAAAGACUGUGUUACUAUACACAUUCUGUUGUUGGCUUCUAUGAGCGACUUAGCUGCCCAAAGCAUUGAACAGACGAAGGAGAGUACGCAGCUCAUUAUAUAUAAUUAUAUUAUUUA
Drosophila obscura is the source of this 1836-nucleotide messenger RNA. Its product is annotated as probable cytochrome P450 12a4, mitochondrial. Gene Ontology annotation, molecular function: monooxygenase activity; heme binding; oxidoreductase activity, acting on paired donors, with incorporation or reduction of molecular oxygen. The record is from RefSeq and is a predicted model, not a curated record. The transcript is spliced from 5 exons. Lineage: Eukaryota; Metazoa; Arthropoda; Insecta; Diptera; Drosophilidae. The coding region runs from base 49 to 1656 and encodes 535 amino acids.